This is a messenger RNA of Encephalitozoon intestinalis ATCC 50506, 1065 nucleotides long. RefSeq lists its product as uncharacterized. The coding region runs from base 1 to 1065 and encodes 354 amino acids. NCBI's taxonomy places the organism in Eukaryota, Fungi, Microsporidia, Unikaryonidae. The record is from RefSeq and is a predicted model, not a curated record. The transcript has a single exon.
AUGAUUACGGAUGUUUUAUUCCAUCCGGAAGUGCUAAAGAUUCUGCAUGAGUGGAAGAGAGGACGAGAAGAAGAGGUUCCUCUAGAUCUUAUAGCUCUCCUAGUAGAAGGGAAGCAGAAGGUGGACUACUAUUGGAUGGACAAAAUCCUAUAUUCGUAUAAAAAAACGUCGAAGAGGAGAAAAGACAGAGUAAAUAGUCUGAAGAAGGCUGUUGAGUCCAAUUUCGAUGUGGAAGUAAGUGGAGAGGGAAAUAUAUACUUUCUUAAGAGCCUUGAUGGAAUCUCUAAAGGUGUUCGAAGCCUAUUGAAGAGAGCGAGAAAGAAAAAAGCUAAAGAUAAAGGGAUUUCUGGCUUGGAGAGAGAUACAGAAAAAGAAGAAGCAAACACUUCUGGUAUGCUGAGAUUUAUUCAGGUAGAAGGCAUAAAGAAGCCUUCGGCGGAUAUGCUUGGACUAUUUUCCCCAAUAUGCUUCGACAAGGAGACAGCAGUCAGCAUGCCUUCGAGUCCUCUCAGUUCCACAAUACGCAUAAGAAAAGACAUUCAAGAUCCAAGAAGAUUAUCCUUCAUCAAAUUUUCCAACCAGCUUAGGCCACCUCUCUAUGGAUUUGGAGGACAGAAACAUUAUGUGAAAAACAGCCUUACAAGGCUUCCACAAGUUUUAGACUACGAGGAAGAUUCUGAUUGGGAAGAUUGCGAGGAUGCAGAAGUUAUUGAAAGCACAGAAGAGGAAUCUUCGGAGGAAGAAAGUAGUUGUGAAUGGAUAGAGUUGGAUUCGGAAAGGAUGGAGCCAUCUAGAACAUGUCGGAAGCCAUGUCUUGGAUUUCCUUCCUGUAAGUUUACUAUAUUUCCGUCAUUCUGCUCCUCCUGGAUUUCUCUUCCACUAGUAGAGCGCGAAGUAUUUCCCGAAGAGCUUUUGGGGGAACUUGAAAAAGAGCUUCUUCGCUGUAAAGAUCUCGGAGAGCUUGUAAGAAGAUUUGGAAGUAAGUAUGUUGUCAAGGCAUCUGUGGUGAGCGACAAGCUCCGAGACCUGGGUGUUCUGGAACCCCACAAAGAAAUCAAUCUGUGA